Messenger RNA from Microplitis demolitor, 1496 nucleotides. RefSeq names its product intraflagellar transport protein 52 homolog (gene IFT52). The transcript has 6 exons. Gene Ontology annotation, cellular component: intraciliary transport particle B; cilium; centriole. Lineage: Eukaryota; Metazoa; Arthropoda; Insecta; Hymenoptera; Braconidae. The record is from RefSeq and is a predicted model, not a curated record. Gene Ontology annotation, biological process: intraciliary transport; cilium assembly. Bases 237 to 1496 code for a protein of 419 amino acids.
AACCAAUAUCUUGGUGGUAUUUGACAUUGAUACGAAUUUAGUAACCCUUGGCAACGAAAAUGUAUAACAUUGUAAUCUACAUAUUUAAUAACAUGAUAAUAUGUAAAUAAAAAAAAAAUGAACUUGAGUUUUUUUUAAAAUUAAAAGUAUACUUUAAUUUCAUUAUUUGAAUUAUUUACAAGUGAAUUUAAAUUGUGGUGACGUAAAAUAUUUUACUGGAAUUCUAAGUUUUGAAAAUGAGUUCAAUAAUUAGUAAUGAAGACUCGCAAUUAAUUAUUUUCGAUUCUUCGAAAAAUGAAAGGCGUUUGAAUGAUGAAUUUAAAAUAUUGCAGAGGAAAUUAAAACCUAAAUGGAAAUUUUUAGAAAAUACUGAUGUCUUAUCAGAAGAAUCAUUAGCAAGUGGAGAUUUAUUAGUAUUACCAGAACCACGUAAUAAAUUUACAGAAUUAGAAAUGGAUUCGAUAAGAGGGUUCAUAAAUAGCGGAAAAAAUGUUUUAGUAAUGUUAGGUGAAGGUGGUGAAAAUAAAUUCAAUACAAAUAUCAAUUUUUUACUUGAAGAGUUUGGAAUAAUGGUCAAUAAUGAUAGUGUUGUUAGAAUUAAUUAUAAUCGUACAUUACACCCUAAAGAAUGUACAAUUUCUCAGGGUUUAUCUAAUAAGUCGCGGUUCGUCAAAAAUCGUGAUGAAGUGACUAACAUGAACUUUAUCUAUCCGUAUGGCGCAACAUUGAAUGUCGUACAGCCAUCAGUUGUCGCAUUAUCAAGUGGCACGAUGGCAAUACCUACAAAUCGCCCAGUUUGUGCUUAUUAUCAUUCACCAGCAAGCUCUGGAAAAUUAGUCGUUCUUGGAUCAUCAAGAUUACUUACAGAUUCUUAUAUAGACAAGGAGCACAAUGACGCAUUGAGAGAAAUGAUAUUUGAAUUUUUUCGAUCUAAAGAACAACUGUCGAAAGAAUUUCACUUUGAUGACGUUGAUUACUCGGAGUAUAAUUUUGUGCCAGACAUAACACAAUUAGCAGACGAACCAAAAGUUUGUACUCAAGAUCUAGAUACUAUUGACAUUCCUCGUGAAUACACAAAAUUAUUUAAACAUCAUUUUUAUUCGAUAAAUUUGUCAAUGGUACCAGAAUGUAUAAAUUCAUAUGAACUUCUGGGUGUUAAACAUGAGCCACUGACUCUAAUUAAGCCACAUUUUGAGACUCCAUUACCUCCAACUCAAGCUUCGGUUUUCCCGCCAAGUUUUCAAGAACUCCAGCCACCAGCCCUAGAAUUAUUUGAUCUUGAUGAAGAAUUCAGUUCUGACCUUCUCAAAUUAUCUCAACUAACAAAUAAAUACUUGUCAACAAAAGAUCCAUCUAAUGAGUCUGAGCUUGAUUACUACAUAAGAGAAUUUGGUGAAAUAAUUCGAAUCAAUACGUCAUCUGAUAUUCCUACGUCAAAAGAAAUUUUAAAUUACGUUUUUCAAAAACUUAGUAGUUUUAAAGCAAUGCCUAAUUAA